CCGAAAUCCUCCGCAACCAGGAGACGACGCAACUAUGUACCACCUUGGACAGGAUCUGCCUGGCAACGAUGUGGACGACAUCGAGGACCUGAUAUCCGCCGACGAUGUGAAGCCACGAGAGCGCUACGAGAACAAGAAGAAUGUGACGGUGCGCGCCAAGAAACGCAUACAAAUCCGGCCAGAAGCUGAGGAGGAGGCGGAGGAGAAACCAAAGCCCACGAUCCACGAGAGCGUGAUACCCGGCACCCAGAAGGUCUUCGUCAAGACCUGGGGCUGUGCCCACAACAACUCGGACUCGGAGUACAUGGCCGGUCAGCUGGCUGCCUAUGGCUACAAACUAAGUGGCAAGGAGGAGGCCGACCUGUGGCUGCUCAACAGCUGCACGGUGAAGAAUCCCUCAGAGGACACGUUCCGCAACGAGAUCGAGUCGGGCAUGCGGAAUGGCAAGCAUGUCGUGGUCGCCGGCUGCGUCCCGCAGGGAGCUCCCAAAUCGGACUACCUCAGCGGUCUCUCCAUCAUCGGUGUCCAGCAGAUCGAUCGCGUGGUCGAGGUCGUUGAGGAGACCCUCAAGGGCCACAGCGUCCAGCUGCUGCAGAACAAGAAGAAGGUCCACGGUCGCCGGGUGGCUGGAGCUCCGCUCUCUUUACCCAAAGUGCGCAAGAAUCCGCUGAUUGAGAUCAUAUCCAUAAAUUCGGGCUGCCUGAAUCAGUGCACCUACUGCAAGACCAAGCAUGCCCGCGGCGAUCUGGCCAGCUAUCCGCCCGAGGAGGUGGUCGAGCGCGCCCGCCAAUCCUUCGCCGAGGGAUGCUGCGAGAUCUGGCUGACGUCCGAGGAUACCGGUGCCUAUGGUCGGGACAUUGGAAGCUCGCUGCCCGAGCUGCUCUGGCAGCUGGUGGAAGUGAUUCCCGAGCACUGCAUGCUGCGCGUGGGCAUGACCAAUCCACCUUAUAUACUGGAACACCUGGAGGAGGUGGCCAAGGUGCUGCAGCAUCCCAGAGUCUACGCCUUCUUGCAUGUUCCUGUACAGAGCGGCAGCGACUCCGUGCUGGGUGAGAUGAAGCGAGAGUACUGCCGGCAGGAAUUCGAACAUGUGGUGGAUUUCUUAAGAGAACGCGUUCCCGGCAUUACCAUUGCCACCGACAUAAUUUGCGGCUUUCCCACAGAGACCGAGGCGGAUUUCGAGGAGACAAUGACACUGUGCGCCAAGUACCGAUUCCCCAGUCUGUUCAUCAACCAGUUCUUCCCUCGUCCGGGCACGCCAGCUGCUAAAAUGGAGCGCAUACCCGCGAAUCUGGUGAAGAAGCGCACCAAACGACUCACAGAUCUCUUCUACAGCUACGAGCCGUACGCCAAGAGAGUGGGUGAAAUAUACACUGUUCUGGUCACGGAAAUCUCCCACGACAAGCUCCACUAUGUGGGCCACAACAAGAGCUACGAGCAGGUGUUGCUGCCCAUGCGGGAGAAUCUUCUGGGCACUCGCGUCCAUGUGCGAAUCACUAGCGUCAGCAAGUUCAGCAUGGUGGGCGAGAUUUUGGAUGACGAACGGGACUGGACGAGAUGUGCCAAUAAGCAGGAGGUCCAGAUCCAAACCAGGAGUCGGGAUCAGCUGAUCCAGCGCUAUGUGGGCAUUGCUUUGGUUGUGGGAAGCCUGGCCUUCCUCAUUCAGCUGCUCUUACGGCUCCUUUAA
Molecule: messenger RNA, 1687 nt
Organism: Drosophila takahashii
Lineage: Eukaryota; Metazoa; Arthropoda; Insecta; Diptera; Drosophilidae
Product: threonylcarbamoyladenosine tRNA methylthiotransferase
Biological process (GO): tRNA methylthiolation
Cellular component (GO): endoplasmic reticulum
Molecular function (GO): tRNA (N(6)-L-threonylcarbamoyladenosine(37)-C(2))-methylthiotransferase activity; 4 iron, 4 sulfur cluster binding
Source: RefSeq, a predicted model, not a curated record